GCGCAUUUUAGCAUACUUUACCCAUCAUACUACCAGCUCUAAAGCUUGAAUUGAACACUGUUUGCUUUAAUGCAGUCUCUCUUAAAAAUCAUUCUCUUAUCUCUCUCUUUUUUUUUUUUUUUUUUUCAAGAGAUUCCAUCUGCAUAACACCUGUUUCUGGAUUUAUUUUGAGGCCAGGUUCUGCGAACGCUGUCGUUUCGCAAUCUCCGUUAACUUUCGUGGUCACUGAUGGAACACAAAAGCAGUGACUUGAGUGAGGAUCACUCCAUUUCUGAAGGCAAUAAAAUGAUGCAACCUGGAAGCAAUCAGAAUUAUGCCAGUAGAGACGUUACACCCUCGAGUGAACUUUGGACUGGUGGGCUUAUUUGUGCUUUUGAAUUUAUUCGAGGCCGUAGAAGAUCAAUGAACUCAAAAUCUAGUUCAAAGGUUCCAAGUAGACAGUUAGAUGGUGACAAUCAAAAAAUGAAAGUUCCAUCAAAUGAACUAAGUGAGGCUUCUUUCUCAAGAGUGGACAGGAACAAAUUACUAGAGUCAUCAUUGCUUAAUGAAUUGAGAAGCAAUCAGUUUUCUCCUUUAUAUGACUACAGAGCUGGCCAUAUCCAUCAAGUAGACCCAUUUAGUUCUGCCGAAAGAUAUGAUGGCAGUCAUUGGGUUCCUAUUGGGUGGGCUAGAAUUUCCGAACUUGUUCAAAAAGUGCAAGUUGAUGGUGGAUGGGCUCAGCAACAAUUGGAUCUAGUGGAUGAUGAAAAUGACAUUACUGUUGCAGAUAUAGCUGCUCCUUAUUGGGAGCGCCCUGCAGGGCCCAUAUGGUGGUGCCAUGUGGCUGCAAGCAACUCAUCUGUUCAGGCAUGGCUCAAGAAUGCUCAAUGGUUGCACCCUGCUGUCAGUUUAGCUUUGAGAGAGGAAAGUCGACUGAUAAGUGAGCGGAUGAAACACCUUUUUUAUGAGGUCCCUGUUAGAGUUGCUGGAGGACUUUUAUUUGAGCUCUUGGGUCAAUCAGUUGGUGAUCCAUUUGUAAAUGAGGAUGAUAUUCCCAUUGUACUUCGCUCUUGGCAAGCACAAAACUUCCUUAUAACUGCACUGCACAUAAAAGGACAGGUGUCAAGGAGCAAUAUUUUGGGUAUCACCGAAGUUCAGGAGCUUCUUCUUGUUGGAGGUUAUAAUGUGCCGAGAACUGUGCAUGAAGUCAUAGCACACCUGGCUUGCCGUCUUAGUAGAUGGGAUGAUAGGUUAUUUCGCAAGUCCAUAUUUGGGGCCGCAGAUGAGAUUGAGUUGAAGUUUAUGAACAGGAGAAACCUUGAAGAUAUAAACCUUUUUGGUAUCAUUUUAAACCAGGAAAUCAGAAAGUUAUCAAGACAGGUUAUCAGAGUGAAAUGGUCUCUCCAUGCAAGAGAGGAGAUUGUGUUUGAGCUUCUUCAACAUUUGAGGGGAAAUGUAUGUCGAAGCUUGAUAGAAGGAAUAAGAAAGAGUACAAGGGAUAUGAUUGAGGAGCAGGAAGCAGUCCGGGGUCGCUUGUUUACCAUUCAAGACGUUAUGCAAAGCACUAUUCGUGCAUGGUUGCAGGACCGGAGCCUUCGAGUAACGCAUAAUUUGGCAGUUUUUGGGGGUGGUGGUGUCGUUCUCACUAUCAUCACUGGGCUGUUUGGAAUCAAUGUCGAUGGAAUUCCUGGAGCAGAGAAUACACCAUACGCAUUUGGUUUGUUUACAGCCAUUCUCUUCGUCAUAGGAUUUGUGCUAAUUGCAGUUGGGUUAGUUUACCUAGGGUUGAAACAGCCUAUCACGGGGCAGCAGGUUGAAAUUAGGAAGUUGGAGCUGCAAGAAUUGGUCAAAAAGUUUCAGCACGAGGCAGAGACUCAUGCCCAGGUACAUAAUUAUUCCCGGAAUAAUUUGCCUCCUACUGCUGGAGACGUUUUCUCACCUAAUGCAGAUUACAUUGUAAUUCAGUAAGGAAUAUUUUUCAAAUUAUUUAAUAGAUAUGAAAUUUGCCCUUGGUAGUUGUUGCUCCCUG
Molecule: messenger RNA, 2008 nt
Organism: Pistacia vera
Lineage: Eukaryota; Viridiplantae; Streptophyta; Magnoliopsida; Sapindales; Anacardiaceae
Exons: 9
Coding region: 229-1947 (572 amino acids)
Biological process (GO): transmembrane transport; metal ion transport
Cellular component (GO): membrane
Molecular function (GO): metal ion transmembrane transporter activity
Source: RefSeq, a predicted model, not a curated record